UAGAUAUUGGAAUAAUUGAAGCUUAUAAUUGAAAUAUAUGUGAUAAUACAAACGAAGAAAAUUUUUACAAAUGGCAGCAAGCAGGAGAUCCGGACUAAAUCUGAAUUUGGAGUUAGCACAGGUUUAUACAUUACCAAAUUAUAUUCAGGAUGAUACCUACAAGUCGGCAUUACACGAAGCCGUACUUAAUGGCGAUGAUAAGCAGUUACAAAUUUUGGUUAACCAAAAUAUGUCUCGAACAACAAAGACUGCUAAUGGAAACACACCAUUGCACGAAGCGGCGUUACGAGGUUACAGCCGUUCAGUGAGAAUACUUUGUGCAAUACCUGUGGAUAAGUCAAAAACAAAAUGUAAAAAGUCGUCAAAUAAGGAAGCAAAUGAAUCGAUAGUAAUAAAUUUGUUGAGUGUACAAAAUGACAAAGGGUGUACAGCACUACAUUUAGCUGCUCAAAAUGGUCACAACCAAUGCUGCAGAGAGUUACUAAUGGCUGGUAUAGAUCCGGAUAUUCAAAAUUUAUACGGAGACACAGCACUACAUACUGCUUGUCGUUAUGGUCAUGCCGGAGCGACACGCAUAAUACUUUCUUCCAAUUGUAAUCCAAAUAUACCAAACCUCAAUGGAGACUUACCUUUACACAUAAGCUGUGCAAUGGAAAAACGAAAGCUCACACGACUUUUAUUAGAAGUUAAUUGUAAUGUAGAUGUAACGAAUGCUCAAGACGAAACUCCUAGAGAUAUUUCUAUCAGAAAAAAUAAUGGUGAAAUUCUCGAUAUUUUAAGCAAUUGCCAAAAAGUAUCUCAUAAAACCGGCAUUGUGAAGGAAGUUAAUUGGUCGCCAUAUGGUUGUCACUAUUUUCCAGAUCUUCAAUCGUUUCCCUCCCCAAAGCUUGAAACUUUACCAAAAGAACCACUUAAAAAAGGAGAACAGUAUUAUUUAGAUUUAGCUGGACGUAUACGAAAAGGCCCCCAAAGUACACGAAGUACUUGUUAUUGUGGUCCAUUUUUUAAACACAUUGAAAAUGAAAUUAGCUGCAAUAGAAAAGUUUUAAGAAAACUUAUAGUUAAGAAUAAAAAAAAAUUGGAACACAAAGUUCAAGAAUUAGCAACGCAAACUAAUGACCAAGUAGAGAAGUUAACACGUUCAAUGAUUACAGAUCGAAUACGUUGUGAAAAUCGUAGGAUUUUGUUAGAAAAUUGGCAAAUGGGAAAAGAUGAUUCUAUUUUAAUUGCAAAACAUCAUAACAACUGCAAUCUCAUCUCCAAAUUUACAAAUAACAACCGAUCCUCACUAUCGCGAUGUCGAAGUUUAGAUUUACUUCCGGAACACAUAUCUAGUAUAAGUAGCACCAGCGCCCAAAUUAUUUCUAAGAGCUGUAACGAAUUAGAUGACGAAACGAAAUAAUUCUAAUCAUUAUAAAAUUUAAAGAUUAUUUAUAUAUCGUAUAAGUUAAAAUAACUCCGAUUUUAUGUUCAUAACAUAAGCUUAUUCCAACUAAA
Messenger RNA from Teleopsis dalmanni, 1497 nucleotides. It is a transcript of the gene dgo, whose product is annotated as serine/threonine-protein phosphatase 6 regulatory ankyrin repeat subunit C. The transcript has 5 exons. The record is from RefSeq and is a predicted model, not a curated record. The coding region runs from base 71 to 1402 and encodes 443 amino acids. NCBI's taxonomy places the organism in Eukaryota, Metazoa, Arthropoda, Insecta, Diptera, Diopsidae. Gene Ontology annotation, molecular function: protein binding.